AUGUCGAAAUCUUUUGAUGACUUUGUGAAGCAGCAACAGGCUCAGCAAAAGCCAAAGACUUUUGGCUAUCGUAAUGCUGGUGGUGGAGGAGCUUCUCAGUACAAUUUCAACAACACGUUUGUUCCAAGUCAGCCACAACCACAACAAUAUUAUAGCCAGCAACAACCCUUUCAAGGAUAUAAGAAUAGGUAUAGUAAUUACAACGAUGCCAAGACUUUUCAAAGCACUCAAUAUUCAUCCACGGCAUCGCCGGUGGACUCAUUACCAACAAGCGGGAGAUCUACGCCCAAUCCAAAUGCAUCGACGACCUCCUUGACUUCUUUGAACACUGCUAUAUCCAAAUUGAAUGUGGAUGUACCAUUUCGCGAGAAUUUAUCAAACAUUGAGCACGCUUCUAAGAUCAGCGAGGUGAAAACUGAAGUCAGUGCAAUUGUCAGCCAAAUCAUGGAUCAGGACUCUUUUUCAAUAGUAGUGAGUGAAUGGAAAUUGAACGAUAUUUUAAAGUCUUUACUAAAACCAAAGAAUGCGUCGUUGGUCAAGGAAGCGGCUUUGCUUAUUAUUCAACAAUUAGCACAACACGUUGUUGACCAGACGCCAAAGGAAUACCACCUUCUUCAGUUUUUCGCAACGGCAUACGAUAUGUUCACUGAUAAAGAUAAAAAUGUUGUUAAAGCAGCCAAAUCUGCUGCAGAUGCGCUUUAUGCUGCCUACCCGAUAGAAGCAUUAGGUUCCGUUGUUCUCGAUGAGCACUUAUCAGUACUCCAGUCGGGAGCCAAAUGGAACUCUAAAGUUGCUGCAUUGGCUAAUUUCGAUAAAAUCAUUGAUGAUGUUUCUGCAGAUAUCUUGGAGAUGAAAUUCGUUGACGUUGUGCCUGUGUUGACCGAUUUAUCAACUGAUUUUAAGCCCGAAUUGGCAAAAGCCGGUUUACAGACUUUGAAAAAAUUUGUCAAAGUUUUGGAUAAUUUGGAUUUACAAAACAAGUACGAUUUGAUUGUGGAUACUUUAGCUGAUCCACUGAAAGUCACUGAUUGUGUGAAGAAUUUGUCGUCAGUAACUUUUGUUGCCGAAGUUACAGAGCCUGCAUUGUCGCUAUUAGUGCCAAUAUUGGACAAGUCCUUAAAAAUGACAUCUUCAUCAAAUGAACAAUUGAGGCAAACUGUUAUUGUUGCUGAGAACUUGACUAGAUUGGUCAACAAUAAAAGAGAAAUUGAAGUGUUUAUUCCUAUACUUUUACCUGGUGUUGAGAAAGUUUAUAAGAGUGCCUCGUUACCAGAGGUAAGAGAAUUAGCUGGUAAGGCUUACCAAGUAUUGAAAGAUGCUGAAGCGGAAAAGACUGAUGGUAAGUUCCAUGGUAGAAUAAGCUUGAAAGAAGCAGAAGAUUUCUACAAGAAUGAAAUCCCUGAAGGUGUUAUUAUUCCACCAUGUGUCACCGAUCCCGAUACUAUUGAGUAUUUGGCCAAGAUUCUACAAGUUGAUGCCAAUACCAACGAUUGGAAACGUUUGCACGAAUAUUUGAAAGCAAUUUCAUCAAACAGCGAGGAAUAUGCUCAUGCGGUCACAACUCACGUAAAACACUUGUUUAAUCCUGAAGCUAACCUGGACGGUGCUGAAGAUGAUGGCGCUAUUGAGGUGGUCAAUACCGACUUUUCGUUGGCCUAUGGUACACGUAUGUUGUUGAACAAGACAAACUUGAGAUUGUUGAAAGGACAUAGGUAUGGUUUGUGUGGAAGAAAUGGUGCUGGUAAAUCGACUUUGAUGAGAGCAGUAGCCAAUGGUCAAUUAGAGGGGUUCCCUUCGGCUGACGAAUUAAAGACAUGCUUUGUUGAACACAAAUUACAGGGAUCUGAAGCCGAUAUGGAUCUAGUUUCUUUUAUUGCCUCGGACUCGGAGUUAGUUAAUGUGGGCAAAGAUGCUAUUAAAGCUGCAUUGUUUGAUGUUGGGUUCCCUGAAGAAACCUUGUCAAAAAAUGUUGGGUCGUUAUCAGGUGGUUGGAAAAUGAAGUUGGAGUUGGCUAAGGCAAUGUUGAUGAAGGCAGAUGUUUUAUUGUUGGAUGAACCUACGAAUCAUCUUGAUGUAGGCAACGUCAAAUGGUUAGAAGAUUACUUGGUAAGCCAUUCUGAGAUCACAUCUUUAAUAGUUUCUCACGAUUCUGGAUUUUUGGACGCUGUAUGUACAGAUAUCAUUCACUAUGAGAAUAAGAAAUUGGCAUACUACAAGGGUAAUUUAUCAGAGUUUGUCAAAGUGAAGCCAGAAGGAAAAUCGUACUAUACGUUAACCGAUUCAAAUGUUAAGAUGGCAUUUCCACCACCCGGUAUUUUAACUGGUGUCAAGUCAAGUACAAGGUCGGUGGCCCGUAUGUCGAACGUUACAUUUUCGUACCCUGGUGCAGCAAAACCUUCAUUGAGUAACGUAUCGUGUUCGUUGUCGUUAUCCUCAAGAGUUGCUAUCAUUGGUCCUAAUGGUGCUGGGAAAUCUACCUUGAUUAAGUUGCUCACAGGAGAAUUAGUGCCGACCGAGGGCAGUGUGGAGAAGCAUCCGAAUUUGAGAAUCGGUUACAUUGCGCAACAUGCAUUACAACACGUUGAACAACAUAAGGAAAAGACCCCUAACCAAUAUUUACAAUGGCGUUAUAGAUUUGGAGAUGAUCGUGAAGUAUUGCUUAAGGAAUCAAGAAAAGUUUCUGAUGAAGAGAUGGAAAUGAUGCAAAAGGAGAUUGAUAUUGGUGAUGGGCGUGGUAAGAGGCAAGUUGAAGCAAUCGUAGGUCGACAAAAAUUGAAGAAAUCCUUUCAAUACGAAGUGAAAUGGAAAUACUGGUUACCUAAAUAUAACUCGUGGGUCCCAAGAGAAAAGUUAUUGGAGGAAGGAUUCGAUAAGUUGAUACAAAAAUUUGAUGAUCACGAAGCAUCUAGAGAAGGUUUAGGAUACAGGGAGUUGACACCAAAAGUUAUUCGUAAACAUUUUGAAGAUGUUGGCUUAGACGGUGAUAUUGCAGACCACACUCCAAUGGGAUCACUAUCGGGUGGUCAAUUAGUUAAAGUUGUUAUUGCGGGUGCCAUGUGGAACAAUCCCCAUUUAUUAGUUUUGGAUGAGCCUACCAACUACCUUGACCGUGACUCCCUUGGAGGGUUAGCUAUUGCCAUUAGAGAAUGGAGCGGAGGUGUUGUGAUGAUUUCACAUAAUAACGAAUUUGUAGGUGCAUUGUGUCCCGAGCAAUGGCACGUUGAAAAUGGCCAGGUGGUGCAAAAGGGUACUGUUGCUGUUGACUCAAAGAGAUUUGAAGAUGGCGGACGGGAAUCGCAAGGUGAGGGUUCUCCUGCGCCCGAGGCUGCUCCAGUGAAGAAACGCGACGAUGAUGAUGAUUCACCGGCUAAUAUCAAGGUUAAAACUAGAAAGAAGAAGAUUACCAGAAAUGAAAAGAAGGCGCAAGCAGAAAGAAGAAGAUUGAGAUAUCUAGAAUGGUUAAGUUCUCCAAAGGGAACACCUAAACCAGUAGAUACAGAUGAUGAGGAGGAAUAG
Messenger RNA from Lodderomyces oxycetoniae, 3516 nucleotides. It is a transcript of the gene ELF1, whose product is annotated as Elf1p. Gene Ontology annotation, molecular function: ATP hydrolysis activity; ATP binding. The record is from RefSeq and is a predicted model, not a curated record. The transcript has a single exon. NCBI's taxonomy places the organism in Eukaryota, Fungi, Ascomycota, Pichiomycetes, Serinales, Debaryomycetaceae. Bases 1 to 3516 code for a protein of 1171 amino acids.